AUGGCUGGAGGAGAGGGGACAUGGGACAGAAGUGCUGUUGGCUUAUUUGUUGGUAACUUCGAAACAAACUACGUCGCUGAUACUUUUUUUGAUCCAACUGGUUGGGGCAAAGGACAGCUGUUCAUAAAUGGACAUAAUAUUGGUCGAUACUGGCCAAACGUAGGACCCCAGGUUAGUAUCUUCCUGUUAAUUACUAAAAUGUGA
Molecule: messenger RNA, 204 nt
Organism: Gongylonema pulchrum
Lineage: Eukaryota; Metazoa; Nematoda; Chromadorea; Rhabditida; Gongylonematidae
Source: the annotation of a GenBank genome assembly